CGAGAUUCGUAUAUUUGAAUUGCCCCUAGAGAUGGUCCUGUCCUCGCGGGAAGUAGAAAGGAAUUAUCUACUAUCUCUGGAUGGCAGUUGCAGCAGUCCAUCUUCGAAAAUUGAUGCCGCAUCAAGUGAAAAGCAAAAAGAACAACUAGCCGACACAGCAUCUUCUGUAGUGAACGCAAGAGAGGUGGAUAAGGUGAAAAGCCUCAUCACCUAUGAAGAAGACAAAGAGCAGCAGGCAGAUGCGGGCGAUAAACUAGGAGGACAGGCUAAGGCAGGAAAAAAAGAAGGAAACAAGAGCAACAGCAGCAUCAAUACUCACGGUCUCCUGGAGGAUGAAAAAGAAUCUUCAGUAGCUCCCUUCAACACGACUAAGAAUGACAUCUCUCUCGUGGAUGUGCAUAAGGUCACGCGAUUGAAAUCGGUGACGCAUUUCAAAGCUUGUGAGAAGUUCUAUUCCGAACAGCAGUCCGUGAAAGGUCGAUUCUCUCCAGAUGGAAGAUUAUUCUUUGCCAACUGCGUCGUACCUGAUGAGGCACACAUAUACCAAGUCCCUGAAGUGGAGCUGGGGGCUGUGGAGGGUGAGAGAACAAAGAUGUUGGUAGGCGCAGAUGACGAGAAAUCGCAGGUUGGCGUUGAUUCAUUCAUGAAUCAUGCGAGCACUGAACAACCGAACCAUGCGAGCACUGACGUCAAAAAGGAAGAUACUUCUACCCGGGUCCAAAGAGCUACCAAAAAGCUCUUUGGACCGGCGCAGGACGAUGAGCAAUCAGUGGAGGACGCAGAAGAAGUAGAAGGAGAAGACGGACAAUUACUAAUAUCGACAGAAGAGGCAUGGGAGCUGUUGAUAAUCUUCGAUCGGACCUACACCUCCGGUCAACCACUGUUCUCUCCGGACUCUGCAUGGUUUGCGUACAAUGGGGAAUUGUAUUUACGGAUUAUCAUCGGACUUGUUCGACUUCUUGUAGUUGUAGGUUGCAAUGGAGGUGCUGGAGGUAUUAAUUUGGUAACCUGAUUUAUUUUUUUGAUCACAAGGAUUCUCUUCUUGUUUUCCUUAUGCUCAAAAUCAGGUUACCAAAUACCAGAACCAUUCAAGUAGGUCACUUCAGGACGAUCUACAAGAACUUCAUGAAUUUUCUACCUCCUAUGAUUGAGAUUUCCAUGAAUUUUUCGAAUCAUCUAAUAUAUGAUACACG
Molecule: messenger RNA, 1193 nt
Organism: Amoebophrya sp. A25
Lineage: Eukaryota; Dinophyceae; Syndiniales; Amoebophryaceae
Source: the annotation of a GenBank genome assembly